UUCAGCUGUGUGUACAUUUUUUUUUGCGUCGAACGGUUUUGCGCGGUUUGUUCGUUUCUGUCUGGUUAUUUAUUUACUGCACCUAACAUGUUUUGUCCUGGCUUUGUUUUGUUUCCAUCUAACCAAAAUGUUUAAAAAUCGGAAAUCGGCGCUAGUGGCAAAAAAGCCGUCGGAAUUGUCGACGAUUCGCGAAACGGAAUCGGUGACUAGCAUUGGUGCGAGUGGGCAACCGGCGAAGCAACGACGAUUGAACGAGCCAACGGAGAAUGAAGACGAGAACGAUCCCUUCAUGAGCAGUCAGUUUUCCGUUCCAGCCAGUCAGAUGAAUAGUCAGCGCCGUUAUUUGUCCCAACGAAGUAAUCUGCAAAAGUCUCAAAGCGCGCGGACUUCUCGCCGCGUUCCGACCAAUUACUACGAAACAAUCCUGCUCAAAUGUGCCAUUGAUUUAGAUGACCCAGUAUCGGUGGUGCUGCGUUGUGAACCGCUGGCGUUUGUGCGCCAGCUGAGGACGAUGCUACGCAGUAGUCCGGAAUAUCCUAGAAACGUGAAGGACUUCGUUAAUGGUGUUGAACAAGCUAGUCGCAAUCGGGAUGCAUUUCGUAAGCUAUUGGAAUGCUGUCAGAUGCAGAAUCAAACCACACAAGAGGUGAAGCAGGUCCAAGAGAGCCUGAUGAAGUUGCUGCUAUGUGUAGAUUUUAUGCAGCUAGAGUUGAUAGGUUUACUGUUUGAUUAUGUAGAGCGAUCAGCAUCAGAAUCGACGGAUGGAGCCGGAUUAGCAGGUUUAGUGUUAUCGCAAAUCAAAUUUAUCGAUCACACGUCUCACGGAACGUUUGUAUUCAACCGAUACUUUGAAAUGCUUGAACGAACCGGCCGCAAUAAGCAGCUGUUGGAAGCGGCUAUAAUUUCGUUGGAAGAUGUAAUUGAUGUUACUAAACACGAUGUGGCAUUUCGUCGUAUAUUGGAUUUAUUUUCCCGAUCUGGCGACUUGUUUACGAUCUCGAAUGUAUCGGUGUUUUGCGAAAUGUGUUUGAGCAACAGCACUUUACGAAUAACGCGGCAAAAAAUCCUCGAUUACGUGGAGGGUGGUUGUAACGUUGAGAGUUACCCAACAUUGAUAAGAUUCCUACUAAAAUUUAACACCGUCGAAUUGGAUGGACUGCACGAUAAUAUUCAAUUGACUCGGCAAGUUAUUGAACGGUUGAUACUGCUGCACGAAAAUUCCGGGGUCAAUGACAGGUGUCUUACAGAAAUUUUCCAAUUCAUUCUUCAAGCGCUGACCGUGUCAUCGUUGUUGUACGAAUCAUGGAUUAAAUAUUGCCGUCUGUUGACUGAUGAGGAGUCGCAUAUGUCUUUAGAUUUACUGACUAUGCUAAUGAUGCUGACGGUGAAUGAGAUUCGAAGUGGCACAAUUCAAAAGAUGCUUAUCAACAAAAUAAGAAAAGGUCAUAUAACUAUUUCCCACAUGAAGGAUCUUACAGUGAAUUUUGGUUGCGUGCUCAAGACACAUCUCGAUGGAGCACUGGACUUUGUAGAGUCCUGCUUGAAGGAGAAGCAAAGUGAGGUGUGUGAAUUUGGCAUAAAGUCGAUGGGAUAUCUUUUCUCGGCGGACAGCAUGAACAACCGGAUGGUCUUAAACAAAUUGAUUGGGUUUAUGUGUGAAAUGGCAUUGAUUAACGGGGGCCGGCGAAACGAUCACAUGAUUGCCGUAUGUAUGGAUGCUUUGUCAACUAUUUACGAAAACUACCCGACGGAUAUUCGAAACAACGCUCAUGUGCUGCUAAAAAUAAUGGAUAUUUCAUUGGACUUGAAUCUGCAGCAAUAUCGAAUGGCCGUUGAGUUAAUUUGCGACGCUCUACGCAUUCCCGAUAGCCCGCUGGAAAGUAAUGAAACAUGGGAUGAUUUGAAUAUCGUCAUCAAGAAGCAAUUGUUGAGCGCAAAUAAGGAGGUCAAGAAAAAGGGUGUCGUUGGUGUUGUUUGUCUGAUUCAUCAUAUGUUGAAACAUUCGUCAACCAGUAAUGCAGAGUUGAAUUGCAGCUUCGACUCGGAAAAGACUAUUGAAACGGCUAGCGAAAUUCCAACCGCUGCUGGUCGUGAAAUAGGCAACAUGAUCAAUAUGAUGCUGACAUCGUCGAACGAAUCGCCGGAUAUUCUUGCCCUGUGCUACGACGAACUAGCUGAAAUGUUACAAGCUUUUGAACGAGACGUUGGUAAACCAGAGAAAGGAUUUUCCGUGUGGAUGUGCGACGUUCUAACAAAUGAUUUUCAGAACUACUUCAUCGCUGAAGAAAUUCCAUCCGGUGGUCCAGUCCAAUACGCAAAGAAGCUGUGCAUCAAUGAUACUGACGAUGUAGAGAACACAAACGCGGAAGCAUUUUCGAUAGCCGUCAAUAUUGCUGAGAAUAUGCUAACCUUCAACAGCCGAUAUUCGUCGAUGUGUUUCUUUUUGGCCAUGUUCAAAUUAAUGAGAACCCUUCAGGGGAUUCGAUAUGGUGGCAAUCUUGAAUCAAUCAAUGCACUUCUAGGAUGCGCUGUAAUUGUUCCAAUUUUCUACCAAGAAGCUGAUGAAAAAACCAUGAUUGAAACCUAUGAAGAAGAUGUUUGUCGGCAGCUAUUGGAUGCCUACUUCUAUAUAGCAAACUGGUUUCGCGAGUUAAUUAAUGCUUUUAUUACACAAAAAGACUCACAAAUGCACCGCAAAGUGCUACAAAGACUGACUGCUCUGGUCAGUCUGGAGCAACGUUUGGCGGCAUUGCUGCGACAUGUAGAUUUUGAUUACUACCCUCCUACAUGUGAUUUUUCCAUUAAAGUUCAACUGAAACCAUCAAAACAAGUUGCCAAAGAAUCAACUUCCAAGCCAAAUGUCACUCUUAAUGUUACUAAAACACAGCUUCCGUCUUCUGGGAAAUCUCGCGCAACAGACGACUCCUCCGAAUUUGACACGGAAAUCUCAUUAUUGCGGCAUCGUAAGGGCUUCAGACCAAUUGAAAGUAACAUAGUACAACUGUUCCGUGAAUCGCUGAUAUUGAGUCAAAAUCUACCACAUGCCAAAAUCGGAACUAACAUAGGUCUUUCUGAGUACCGCUUUUUACUCGAUACAGUCACAAGCGCUGUUGAAUCAAUGGUCACCGCAAGGGCAAAGUCAACAUGCAACUACCAAUUUAAAGAUCUUUUAAAAGUAGCUGAAUAUACCGCCAGCAAUUUCGUAAAAAUAAAAGCAAAACGACUUGAGUUGAAAUCUGCAACGGACCCAGUUCUUCAGUCUGAGUUAAAAGCUCUCAACUGUUGCUUCAACUGGUCUCUGCGAUUGUUCACCGCGAUUCUGCAGCUCGCAAAACUCCAACAUCAAGGCGACAUAAACUUCAUUAUACAGAAACUUCACAAAAUGAUUGAACUCACCAGCCCUAUGCUUCAGUCUGAUGAAGAUCAAAUCGAAGCUAUACUUACUGCCGAACUGAAUCACAGAAAUGCCUUCAAAGAUUUGUAUAGCGCGAGUUGUUUGUUUAAAUUUGGCCUUGCCCUAGCCAGCAUUUCUCCAUCGCCAAGUGUUUCUAGUACCAUUGCCACCUUUUGCCAGAAAUUUAUUUGCUCCAAUUUUCGGCCAAAAUCUGGAACCAGCAAUCAGCUGUGUUUGCUACUGCAGGGUCUUACAUCAACAGCAGAUUUUCCUAAAAUAAAACAACUUGGGCAGGCUCUCAACGACGAUUUAGUAGCCGCGAAAGAUGAUGAACGGCACUUCGCCGGUCUGCAACGGAGCCACUAUCCUGUACUUUUCAAAGAAUUAUCCAAAGCUUUCAUAAAAUGCGUCCAAAGUGGAAUUCGUUCCAACAGAACUACGGUACAGAAAUUCGUACUGUGGGAACAAACCUGCGAAAUUCUCAAGCACUUUUCGGAAACAGCAAAGCAAGCAGACAGUUCGAAAAUGUACGCAUGCUACAUGCGAUACUCUCACACUUGCUUAAAAUUAUUCCAACAGACCGGUCUUAAAGUACUGGAAGAUGUCCUUAAAGUCUCGGCCGAUAAAGUGAGCCAUUUGUUGAGUACCUUGCAGCACAGCACCCGCUAUCUACAUAACAUCUGCUGUCACUCGAAAAAUGUUAAGGACAACAGCCUGAUAGCGCAGAUACCGUUCAUCCGGGAAACAGUGGAAACGUUGAUUUAUAGUGUGAAGGCUCUACUAGCUGCUACUGGAUGUGCAUCGGUUUUCUGGAUGGGUAAUUUGAAAAACAAGGACCUGAAAGGUGAACUCGUCUUAUCCCAGGGUUCAGAGAUUGAGCUUGCAGAGGAAAGUGCUAGUUCAGAUAUCGGUGACUUUCUGAGUGACGAUGAGAGCGCUGAUGAUCCCCAGCUUGGAGUGCUGCGACGAACCGAAUCGAAAGAGAAAUCAUCACAAAGCAAGUGUUUUUGAGCAUUUUAUUUGAAAACGCUGUGCUUGUGGCUGCAUAUUUGAUUAUUUUUACUAUUUUAAAACUAACAUCAUAAAAGUUAUUUAAGUGAUAAUAAAUGCUGACUAUAUCAAGAAAA
Wyeomyia smithii (pitcher-plant mosquito) is the source of this 4521-nucleotide messenger RNA. RefSeq names its product Fanconi anemia group D2 protein (gene Fancd2). Gene Ontology annotation, biological process: mitotic intra-S DNA damage checkpoint signaling; interstrand cross-link repair; homologous chromosome pairing at meiosis. Gene Ontology annotation, cellular component: condensed chromosome; nucleus. The transcript is spliced from 2 exons. The record is from RefSeq and is a predicted model, not a curated record. Gene Ontology annotation, molecular function: DNA polymerase binding. NCBI's taxonomy places the organism in Eukaryota, Metazoa, Arthropoda, Insecta, Diptera, Culicidae. The coding region runs from base 128 to 4405 and encodes 1425 amino acids.